Xyrauchen texanus (razorback sucker) is the source of this 6710-nucleotide messenger RNA. Its product is annotated as synaptotagmin-17-like. The coding region runs from base 55 to 1479 and encodes 474 amino acids. Lineage: Eukaryota; Metazoa; Chordata; Actinopteri; Cypriniformes; Catostomidae. Gene Ontology annotation, biological process: cellular response to calcium ion; regulation of dopamine secretion; regulation of calcium ion-dependent exocytosis. The record is from RefSeq and is a predicted model, not a curated record. The transcript is spliced from 8 exons. Gene Ontology annotation, molecular function: calcium-dependent phospholipid binding; calcium ion binding; syntaxin binding. Gene Ontology annotation, cellular component: membrane.
GUGGUAUGUUGCUCUGGAUGGGAUGUGAGACAGUGGGUCGAACGUAGGAGGAGAAUGGCGUACACACAGUUGGAACCCAUCAAUAAGGGUCUUCUGUCCAGACUGUCUGACUUCCUGUUGUGUCACUGGCCAUGCCGGUCCUGUUGGCAGUGGUGCUGGGAGUGUUGCUGCUGUCAAACCACUGAUGAGGAGUUGGAAAUUCUGGGGCCUUUCCCAGCUCAGACUCCAUCAUGGCUUGUCAAUGAAUGUAAUGACGAGAAAGGCUCAAAUUCUCACAUCAUGGCCUAUGACCCUUCUUCAUCUGCUCCAUCUGAAACCGCCACAAACUGCAGGCCAUCCACUUCAGAGACCUCACGCUCCACUUUCAGCCUGGUCGGCCAGCUAGCAAGUCUGAAUGCCCGAAGACCCAGCUCCCCUAUGGUAGAUGUAAAGCCUAUAGAAUUUUGGGCCAUUGGACCCAGGAAAGAAGUGGUGCAGCCCUUGCGUAAACCCCCGACACCACCAGAUGACUAUUUCCACAAACUGGAGCCUCGUCUGUACUCCUUAGACUCAUGUAGUGAUGAUGUUGACUCUCUGACUGAUGAGGAGAUUCUGGUACGAUACCAACUGGGCAUGCUGCACUUCAGCACACAGUAUGAUCUCAUCAACGGCCACCUCAGUGUGCGAGUCAUCGAGGCCCGGGACCUGCCCCCACCCGUAACGUGUGAUGGUGCUCGCCAGGACAUGGCCCACUCAAACCCCUAUGUGAAGAUGAGCCUACUGCCUGACCACAAGAACUCCAGGCAGACUGGGGUCAAACGCAAGACCCAAAACCCAGUUUUUGAGGAACGAUUCACUUUUGAGGUCCCAUUUCUAGAGGCCCAAAGGCGCACUCUGCUGCUCUCUGUGGUUGACUUUGACAAGUUUUCACGGCACUGUGUCAUUGGAAAAGUGUCUCUCUCUCUUAAUGAGGUUGAUUUAGUAAAAGGAGGACAUUGGUGGAAGGCCCUGGUGCCCAGCUCUCAGAAUGAGGUUGAGCUGGGUGAGCUUCUGCUAUCCUUAAACUACCUUCCCAGUGCUGGCAGGCUGAAUGUGGAUAUUAUCCGAGCAAAGCAACUGCUUCAGACAGACAUGUGCCAAGGUUCAGAUCCUUUUGUGAAGGUGCAGUUAGUGACAGGUCUAAAGCUGGUGAAGACCAAGAAAACAUCCUGUAUGAGGGGCACCAUCGACCCCAGCUACAAUGAGUCCUUCAGUUUCCGUGUACCUCAAGAGGACCUGAGUGAAGUCAGCCUUGUAUUCACAGUUUAUGGGCACAACAUGAAGAGUAGCAACGAUUUUGUCGGUCGCAUUGUGAUCGGCCAGUUCUCAACCGGCACACAGGAAACCACACACUGGCGCCGGCUGCUGAGCUCCAAGCGCACCCCGGUGGAACAGUGGCACAGCCUGCACUCCCGUGCCGAAUGUGACCGUGUCUCCCCGGCUUCUCUUGAGGUCACAUAAUACUAACACAGUACUGUCAGCAGAGGAGGUGGGAUACAGAGAUACAGAAAUGAACUUUGUGGAUUUACUGAGUAACAAACAUCUGAGAGUUUCUUGAGGUUUCUGCAUAGUUUUAAAGUGACACUUCACCCAAAGAAUUGUAAUUAUGUCAUAAUUUAUUCGCCGUCAUGUUGUUUCAAACCUGUUUUUGACUUUCUUUCUUCCGUGGAAUACAAAAGGAGAUUUAAGGCAUAAUAUUAGCCUCAGUCACAACUGACUUUCAUUUUUUUUAUUUUAUGAAAGUGAAUAGUGACUAACAAGAUCCUAACAUGCUUCCGAAUGUCUCUGUUUGUGUUCCACUGAAGAAAGAAAGUCAUAUGGGUUUUUAACAACAUGAAGGUGAAUAAAUUAUGACAUUUUUGGGUGAAUUAUCCCUUUAAUAUUUAAAAGACAAACAAAUAUCCCACUCCUCAGAUUCCAUUGAAUGGUGGAAUUUGUCUUGAAAUUACAGUAUUUUCUUAUGUAGACCUCACUCUCCCUUGCAAUUAUUACAAUGGGGAGAUAUUGAUUAUAUUCUGCUGAAAAGACCAGCUUCUACCAGUAUGAAUUCCUGUGGUGGUCCUAGUUGAGUUAUUCUGGAUGGCACUAGUUUACAGGAAUGGUUCACCAAAAAAUGAAAAUUCUCUCAACAUUUAAACUCCCUUAGGCCAUCCCCAUCUUCUACUGAACUCAAACAAAUAUUUUUAGAAGAAUAUCUCAUCUCUGUUGGUCCCUUCACUGCAAGUGAAUGGUGACCAGACCUUUCAAGCUCCAAAAAGGCUGCAUAAAGUAUAUAUAAAGUAUAAAAUAUGUCUUCUGAAGCGAUUCAAUCACUUUGGGUGAGAAACAGAUACAAUUUCCAAUUCUUUUUUGCUAUAAAUGAGAGAGAAAGAUUGUGAAAGUGGUAGUAAAAAAGGACUUACUUAUUUUUACAUUUUUCUCACCCACACCUAUAUUUAUUUCUGAAAACAUAAUUUAACCACUGCAGUCUUAUGGAUUACGUUAUGCUGCCUUAAUGCUAUUUUACAAGCUUGAAAGUUCUGGUCACCAUUCACUUGUAUUGUAUCCUACAGAGCUGAGAUAUUAUCCUAAAAAUCUUCAUUUGUUUCCUGCUGAAGAGAGCAUUUUCAUUUUGGGGUGAACUAACUCUUUAAGGUGGUGUAGCAGGUGGAGCAAAACCUAAGUGCUGAAGCUGGUUGACAAAGGACAUCUUGCCGAUUAAGUGAGAUAAGAAGCCUGAUGGCACCAGCAAUCAGUAUGGGGACCAGCAUCAUACAUAACAUAUGCUGGUGAGCAUGUAAGGUGGUCUUCUCAGCAGGGUAGAAAAGACCUCAGAGUGUUUUUCCAUUCAUAAUUGUGAGCAGAAGCCUGCUGUCCAUGGUUUCUUUUUAUCACAUUGAUACUAUCUUACACAAGAACUCAAUAAUUGAAUCAUCAUUUGACCCUCAGCUACAUUCAGGCUGCUCAGGCAGCUGUAGGCAGCCGAGACCACUUGGCUGAGAUGCAGUGUUUUAAUAAUCAUUUCAUAUGAUUACUGAUAAUCAUUUUUUUGAAGUAGUUGGAAAUCAGUCCAAAUCCUGUGGUGGCACAAUAUUUUUAUUUCCUGCAGGUUUGAUUAUUUAAAGUUAGCAUUUUACACCAAAGAUUGUGUUUAGGGAUCUAUAUCACUUUUUUCCAUGCACAUUGUUACCUUAGAUUGUGUUUAUAGGAACAGUUCAUCCCCAAAAUUGCAACAUUGCAAUUGCAAUAUUCACCCUCAUGUUGUUCCAAACACGUAAUAAGCUAACAUUCAUAUGGGGUUGGAACAACGUGAGGGUGAUUAAAUGAUGAACACAUUUUCAUUUUGAGGUUAACUAUCCCUUUAAGUGUUUAUGAGUGUGUGUGCAUUUGGUAAAUAUUGGCACAUAUGGCAGCUGAGGUCUGUAUACACGUAAAAAUGCAUUAGUGUUAAUGUCUACAAAAGUGAACAUAUUUUGGGCAAUAUAGUGCCAUGCCAACAAGGUGCAGGCAGAUACAUGUAUUUCUCUUCACUAUGUUACAGUCACUCCUAGUCAAAUGCUUUUGCCAAGUUCAGUCCAUAUGUUGUAUAAGCUACAUGUUGGAGAUGUAUUUUGUCUUUUCUUCUCAAUUGUCAAUUGUCUAUACAUUAUAUAGGCAUAAAUAGGACGAUGUGACUGGGGAAAAUAUACAUAUUUAGCAUAGAAUCUAAGUGCAAUCAGAAACGUUUCUGUAUCUGUCUUCUUUCUUGUGUGACCUGUGUGACCUGUGUGUGCUAAGUGGUUGUUUCAGGUCAAGAGUCAAUUUUACGAUUCCACCAUGUUAAUGUUAAUGUAGAUGACUGUCAAAAUGAUUAGAGUGGUAAUAAUACUGGAGUGGUGUGGCAUAGUGGGCUAAAGCACAUAACUGUAAAGCAAAAGGUUGCUGGUUCGAUCCCCACAGCCACCACCGUUGUGUCCUUGAGCAAGGCACUUAACUCCAGGUUGCUCCGGGGGGAUUGUCCCUGUAAUAAGUGCACUGUAAGUCGCGUUGGAUAAAAGUGUCUGCCAAAUGCAUAAAUGUAAAUGUAAAUGUAAUACAUAAUAAUAAUGAUGCUGUUCCAGUGAAGAUAUUUAUUUAUUUAGAUUAUAAAUGCAUAUAAUAAUAGAUAUAUGUUUUUCUCUGCACACAUAUCUGUUUAUAAUUUAAAUAUAUGGUUUUAAUAAAAAAGCCAUAUAUUUGUAGCCUAAACUGAAAGCUUUACGCCAAACCCAAGCUUCAACCUCAAAUUAAAAUGAACCCAAGCCAGAUUCAAACUCGGGAUGCUCACACGUAACACAACGGAGCAAGGUUGUGUUACUUAGACAGACAGUGCAAGGUUGUCAAUGGAAACAUUUGACAUUUUAUAACAGUGAAAGCUAUGUGUGCUUCUUAAUUAGAAUGUCUUUCCUAGACCAGUCCUUCUGAGGCAGUAGGCUAGGCUCCUCCUCAGCAUUCAGUGCUAGAAUGAGAUGGUCUAGUAAGAGCGCAUGGCUACAUCAUAAAGAUUUCUGUCUCCACGGUCACAGCGUGAAAACUUUGAAGAGUGAAAAGAGAGAACAAGAUGACAGAUGUGGAAAUUGUCAUAUGACAACCAUCUAUAAACAACUGUGGUAUAUUGUGAAACCGUUGCAUAUCUAAUGCACAUUACCAGUGGUUUGUCAGUCAUACAUUAUGGGCAUCAAUGCCUCCACCUCCGAAAACAGAUAAGUACAUGAAGUAACACUUUGCAAUACAUUUCUUAACAGACUCGGGUGAGCGCUGUGCCAACUCAUUUUCUGUUAUUUCUUUAUAAAUUGGAAUCUGAUCAAGGGAUUGUGAGUGACUUAAGGUAGUGAAGGAUGCACUUUAUGCAUCCUCCAAAAUAUGGCAAACGAAUUCUGAGGAAUGAGGCUGCCUUCCAAGGGUCCUCACAACUGAGAUGGCCUUUGACGCUGCUUGAUAAUGUAGCAGCUGAGAUAACCAGUCUAACUAGGUUGCAGCUUUCUGAUUGAAAAGCACCCUAUGUAGCGAUGUUAAUGUUUCUUGUUUCUUGAGCCUGAAUGAAUGAAUACGUUUCUGACUGAAAAGCAUUGAUUUUCCUCCACUGAAAAUAGAGACUUUUGAAAACACUCUCUAGUAUUGCAUACUUGAAAAAUUAUGCCAUUAAAAAAUGGAUUACUGAGUUCAACAAAAUACUGAGGUUAUUGUAUCUGAAUUCUGUUAUUUAAAAAUAUCUACAUUUUACAACUACAUAGAUCACUCAGGCAUUGCACUAAUUUAAUCACUAAAAUGAUUCAGGGCUUGUUUGUGUAUAAAUGUUUCCUCUGAGGACUAUAAGACUAGUUAUUUGAUUGCUCUCUUCAGCAAUAGGGGAACAGCUUAACCCUGCUGUCUUCAUGAGUCCUGGGUCUGUGUCUGGCACACAAUGAUUGAAAUGACCAUGUUCACGUGCAUAUGAGACCAAAUUUAAAAACUAAAAUACUCAACAUAUUUAAAAAUGGAUGUUAUAUGACAGGAAUACCCAGGCACUGUGUCAUGGGCAAACAUUUUUACUAAAUUCCCUGCUGGAGAGGCAGUUAAGGGCCCCCAUCGGCAGUGACAAUCAACUUUAAAAUCUCUCUCUGCUGAACUCAAAAACUUGGACCUUGAUUAAUGAUAUGCAUAUACAGUAUGGCAUGCUGUAAGUAUUUAGAGCCAAUAAGGCUGUUAACUGACAGAGCUGUAUGGAAAGGAACAAAGAUUUUGCAAUCACUAAUUGGCAUAGUCCAUGAGCUGGAGACAGAAGAAUUAAAGGUCAUCUGCCAGACUAAGGUUAAGCUCUUUCUGUCUUUUUGUCAACAAAUACUUAAAUCCCUACUCUUUCAAAAUCUCACCUCUUAGGUCAAUGUAGAUCAAUGUGCACCAAUGAACAUUGACAGAACUCUGGAUGACAGGUUAAAGCAAGAGUCAGGACUAAUGAUAUACCUUAUAAUAUAUACCUAUAUAUAUUUUAAUAAGAAAUUUAUAAAAUUUUGGACAUAACAAUAUUAAUUCUUCUUUGAAAAGUCACAUAGGAUGCUCUUAGGUAUAUUUUCAAAUCAUGCUGGGAUAACAUGGAUUAAUUCAGAAAUUAAUGUUAAUUUGUAAAUUCAACCUAUAUAUUAAUGAGACGUUAUCAGCUAUCGAAUCCUGGCAAACACAAUUUGAAAACAAGCAAAUACUGUCCUCACAGCAAGAAUAGGCAUCUGGUGAAGGGCGGGGAUCUCAGUUUUCCUUAAAAAAUAUCCGCAAACUCAGAGUUCAGUCUGAAGUCUCUUGUGCAACUCACUAUCUGUGUGGAAACCAGCAAAGUGUAGGUGUCUGGGUGGAAUGGGAAUGGACUGAUACUUAAUUUACAACAACAGCAUUAACAUCAAUAUCCAUUAUCAACAUGAAUAAUCAACAGCAUUUCUGGAGUGGGAAAAAUAUUCCCAAAAGUAUGUGUAUGUCAUGACUCAAGUUUUCUGAACAAGCCCCAGAGGAACGAUAAAUCCUGGCACUAUAACAACAACAGGGGUGGGGAACUGGAAUAUGAAGUUGAUGGGAGAGAAGUGGGGAGUGCAGUUAUAACAGGUUGGAGCCAGCUCAUUGUCACUGCAAUGAUGGAGACGAGAAGACACCUUGUUGCUGUGUGAUUGAGGGAUGUCGGGAUGUCAUUGUUGACUAUUAAUAACUGCAAAAUCAAUCGAUUUGGUGAG